AUGCCCACAGAAGCAGAGGAAGUGGCGGAAGACUAUCGUCUAGCCUUGGAGGAUUUGAGCACCAAUGCUCGCUUUGAAAUUAGCAACUUGACCGUGAUUGCCCGAGAGAAUACCGAGCAUGCUCUAGCGAUUGCUCAAACACUGGAGCAGCAUAUCUUGAAGACUGCCCCCAACAAGAAGCUGCCGGCAUUAUACGUGCUAGACUCCAUCGUCAAGAAUGUCGGCACCCCAUAUACGCUGUAUCUGGGUCGGAAUCUGUUCAAGACCUUUAUGGAAUCAUACACUGUUGUCGAUAAUCCGACACGAAGGCGGCUGGAGGAGAUGCUCAAGACGUGGACUCAGCCUGUUGCCGGCUCGUUGGAUACGCGUCCGGUCUUCUCGCCUGACCUUGUCCGACCGAUAGAGAACGCUCUUAUGAAGGCGAAAGCUGCAAUGAUGCCGCAGACGCAAUUGCCAGGUCGACCAAGAUCUGCUAUGCCGCCCUUUCGAAACACACCUACACCACCAGGAGCACGAAACGGUGGGACGCCAACUCAACACCACCAAGCGCCACAGCAGUUCCCUUACGGGGUGCCACCAACUGGCCAAGCACACCAUUACGGCCAGCCGAAUGCAUACCCUCAGCAAAACGCACAAGUCUACCCGUAUCAACAAGGCAUGCCUUAUGGGCAGAACGGGACGCACAUGCCGCCAACUCAGGCUGGUGUGGACGUAGAAGCCUUGAGCAAAAAUAUUGCAGAUCUAAUCGCUGCGACGAGAUUAGAGGCCGCGCAGAAACCAUAUGAUGGUGGUGUGACGGCGAGGCUGAAUGCCCUGCUGGAUUUGCAACGAAUAAUCCAGAGCACUGCUUUACCGCAGGACCAGCUGGCCGCCAUUAAGAACCAAGUAACAGACCUUGCUGCCGUGACUUUGAGACCAGCAUCAGCUCAAAACCAUGCAUCCGCCUAUGCUCCUCCAGCCCAGGUUCAUCAGCCUGCGCCACCUGUCCCUGCGAGUUCUGUAGCUCCUCCUCAGGCUGCCCAAGGGACAUUAAGUCUGGACACUCUGUUGGGACCUGGAGCACUGGCCACACUCAUGGCGCGACAGUCCUCGCAGAGCUCUACUCCAAACCCACUAACUAAUCCUGCGACCAAGUCGCCGCAGCCACCUAUUGCUACGCCUUAUGCAGCGCCGCAGUCAGCAGUGCCGGAACAGAAGCCGGGGCUGUCCUUGCUCGACCAGCUCCGACAAGCCGGCAUACUCUCCUCAACUCCCCAAGCCAACCCCAGUAGCGCCCCUGGGCCGUCUCCUGCGACUCCUACACAGAUGCCAGCGAUCUCGGCUAGUCUUGCGAGCAUACUAGCGGCACAAAAGGCCGGUGGUUUGUCAGCGCCCCAGCCUGGGUCUCACCGUGGCUUGGAUACUGCGUCGUUAAAGCAACCCGCCCGGCCUGAUACCAUUUCACUGCUUUUCGAGAGACAAGGAGCGCCGUGCACGCAGUGUGGACGUCGAUUCCAAACAGAUGCUGAAGGCAGAAAGAAGAAGACAGCGCACAUGGAUUGGCAUUUCCGUGUACAUCAGCGCGCCAACGAAGCUGAGAAGCGCGGGACACACCGCAGUUGGUAUCUCGAUGCUCAGGACUGGCUCAAGAAUCGCGAGGAAAUCGACACUGACAAUCACUCCACCUCACCGUCUGCAGACGCUCAGGCAACCGCUGCUGCCGCCGAGGCCGCCAAGCCCAAGUAUAUCAAGGCGCCAGACGCGAAUAGCGGCAUCAACAGUGUUUGCCCCAUCUGUCAAGACCGAUUUGAGAACAAGUGGUUCGACCAGGCGCAGGAUUGGGUAUGGCUCGAUGCCGUGCUCGUGGGUGGACGGGCGUACCACGCGUCCUGCCAUGCUGAAGCAACGAGGGACAGAGAGGGGAGUGCGCCACCGCCGGCAACAGGCCCGGCGGGCGUACUGGGGAAGAGGAAGGCCGAGACAGGACUGGCGUCCCCGAAAGUCAGGUCGUUGAAGACCUUUGGCUGA
Emericellopsis atlantica is the source of this 2007-nucleotide messenger RNA. RefSeq lists its product as uncharacterized. Gene Ontology annotation, biological process: termination of RNA polymerase II transcription. The coding region runs from base 1 to 2007 and encodes 668 amino acids. The transcript has 5 exons. Lineage: Eukaryota; Fungi; Ascomycota; Sordariomycetes; Hypocreales; Bionectriaceae. Gene Ontology annotation, molecular function: mRNA binding; phosphatidylinositol binding; ubiquitin binding. The record is from RefSeq and is a predicted model, not a curated record. Gene Ontology annotation, cellular component: cytoplasm; mRNA cleavage factor complex.